CACUGCGACGUGCACAUCAAGCGGACUUGGAGGAGAGGCAUCACAGGAGUGCCAGAGGAGCACAGGCACAUAUGCACCCCCCCUCCCCCUGCCUAGCCCCACGUGGCUGUUAAAUUUUGCUAAGGAGCACCGUGAGGAGUCAAACGUGCAAGGCGUUGUUAAAUGGCCCGAUAACUGAGCCCCCCCUCGGCCCUGACUUGAGAGGGAGAGGGAGGGAGGGAGAGAGAGAGAGGGAGACACAGAUCUCUUUGUACACUUCUCUCCGUAUGUGUCCCACCUGUUUUCUGCAAGAUCGCUCCCUGUCUUCCUUCCCGGCUCCACACUUUUAGCAACAAACAGACCCAAAAUAGCUAAUCCCGAGAGAUUUCUCUAUCUCCUGCUGCCGGUGAAGGGUAGGAGCGCCUCACUGUCCCGAAGGCUUGGAUCUCCACAGAUGGGAGCCACUAAAGACCAGAGUGAAUGCCGGCACCCCCUCCUCAGAAUGUGCUCUGCCCUCUGGACGUUCUCCCCCCUCGUUUUAAGCUUUGCCCGCUCUGCUCCGUUUGCCCGGCGAAGAUGAUCCUCUCCCGAUUCUCCUGGCAAGCGCCGGCCGUGUGGUGAACUGUGGCAUAAGAUCCACAACCGGGACAAGACCAGUACUGGGACCGGCACCAUGUCGUGGAAGAGGAACUAUUUUGCAUCGGGCAGCAGCGGGAUGCAUGGCGCGUAUGCCCCCCGGACCAUGACGUCUAUCGCACCCAGCAAAGGGCUCAGCAAUGAGCCGGGACAGAACAGCUGCUUCCUGAACAGCGCCCUGCAGGUUCUCUGGCAUCUGGACGUCUUCCGAAGGAGCUUCCGCCAGCUGACCACGCACAAGUGUAUGGAGGACUCCUGCAUCUUCUGUGCUCUUAAGAGCAUCUUUGCGCAGUUCCAGUACAGCAGCGAGAAAGUCCUGCCCUCCGAUGCCCUGCGCAGCGCCCUGGCCAAGACCUUCCAGGAUGAGCAGCGCUUCCAGCUGGGGAUCAUGGACGACGCGGCCGAGUGCUUCGAGAACCUUCUGAUGCGCAUCCACUUCCACAUCUCUGAUGAGACCAAGGAGGACAUAUGCACCGCCAAGCAUUGCAUCCCUCACCAGAAGUUCGCCAUGACACUUUUCGAGCAGUGCGUUUGCAACAGCUGUGGUGCCACCUCCGACCCGCUGCCCUUCAUCCAGAUGGUCCACUACAUCUCCACCACAUCCCUCUGCAGUAACCAGGCAGUGCGCAUGCUGGAGUGCCGCGAGAAGCCCACGCCAGACAUGUUCGGGGAGCUGCUCCGCAACGCCAGCACCAUGGGGGACCUUCGCAGCUGUCCGGGUAACUGUGGGGAGAUGCUCCGAAUCCGGCGGGUCCUCAUGAACUCCCCCGAGAUCAUCACCAUCGGCCUGGUCUGGGACUCAGACCAUUCGGACCUGGCCGAGGACGUCAUUCACAGCUUGGGCACCUGUCUGCGCCUGGGCGAUCUCUUCUACCGCGUCACGGAUGACCGAGCCAAACAGACCGAGCUCUACCUGGUGGGCAUGGUCUGCUACUACGGGAAGCACUACUCCACUUUCUUCUUCCAGACAAAGAUCCGCAAGUGGAUGUACUUUGAUGACGCGCAGGUGAAAGAGAUCGGCCCCAAGUGGAAGGACGUCGUGUCCCGCUGCAUAAAGAGCCACUACCAGCCCCUGCUGCUGCUGUACGCCGACCCGCGGGGCACGCCGGUGUCGGCGCAGGACGUCCCAUCGCAGCUGGACCUGCAUCGCUGCAGCAAGGCUGGAUAUGACAGUGAAGACUCCGGUCGCGAGCCGUCGAUCUCCAGUGACACUCGCACAGACUCCUCGACGGAGAGCUGCUCUCACCGGCGCCCCCACAGGCACCACGAGUCCAUGGCCAGCCGCUUCUCCUCUGACUCUCAGGGCACGGUCGUCUGCAACCUGGACGGCGACCCGAUCUGCCGCGGCGGCACGGAUCCUGCAGGGGAGAUCCUGAAGGAGCCCCUGGUCCCACGGACGCUGCCCCGGCCUUCCUGCAGCCGGCUGAAGGACUUCAAAGAGGCUAUGGGUGGCAGCAUGGUCCACAGCCGGCCCCUGUCAUUGUCCUCCAGUUCGGGGGUGGGCAGCUUGGAGCCGGGAGCGCGGGCUCGCGACUGGGAGAACGAGAGCACCAGCAGCGAGUCCAAGUCCAGUUCCUCCUGCGGGCGCUACCGACCAGCCUGGCGGCCCAGGCGCGAGGCCCUAAACAUCGACAGCAUCUUUAGCCGGGAGCGAUGGCGGCAGGCAGGGUUCGGCUCGCUGGGGCCCUCGCCGCUGCUGGAGGAAAGCGGGGCCCGGGGUGAGGUGUUGCCCGGGACUUCGGCAGCCGCCGGGCAGGGGGCAGGAGGUCCGGAGAUGCUUGUCAGAACCAGCGGGUACCUGGCCCCGCCUCUGCCUCAGUCACUGCACAGCCUGGAGCACCAGCCGCGUUUGAUCCAGAGGAUGGAAAGUGGCUAUGAAAGCAGUGAGAGGAACAGCAACAGCCCUGUGAGCAUGGACAUGCCCCUUAGCGAGGGGCCCAGUGCCGGCUCACACAGGGACGUGGGAACGAAGAAACAUUUAAUCUCAGGCCCGUCCUGGCGCAGCGUACCCAAGUCCAAGAGCAGCGGGGCCAUCCUGCAGGACGCCAGAACGUCGUCCUGGACCAACAGUCAUUUGAGCCUGGGGGAGGGCCGCAGCGAGCUGGACGAGCUCCAGGAGGAGGUGGCACGCCGGGCGCGACAGCAGGAGCUGCAGCGGAAGCGGGAGCGGGAGCGGGAGGCCGCCAUGGGCUUCAACCCCCGGCCAAGCAAGUUCAUGGACUUGGACGAGCUGCAGCACCAGGGGAUGGGGGCCGGCCUCGAGCGCUCGCUUGUCGAGGCCGACUCUCUGUUAGAGCGGUCGCUGCGGCUCGAGCAGGGGGGCGACGUGGUGGCGGCGCUCUCCGUCUGCCACCAGGCUGUGUCUAAGCUAAGACUUACCAUGCAUGAGGGCAGUGAUAACACUCAUAGCAGGACAAUGGCUGCCGAUAAGAAGCUGCAAAAGUGCAUGAGGAGAGCGCGGGGCCUACAGCAGCGCAUGCAGCCGCUGGAGCAGGAGCAGCCGCAGCCGCAGGGGCCUCCCAGUGAACAGCCUGGCGCGAUCAAAAUACUGCUGACAACCCAUCAGGAAGAGGACUGGGAUGCAGACCAGGAUGCACCUGUGGCCCCGCCCUCUCCUCUCCCUAGUCAAUCCUUCUCCCUUUCUAGAAACUUACACCCUGGACCCUUGAGCCACCCAUCUCCCUGCUCCCCCCAACUUGUGGGGCAGAGCAAGGGCCCCAGCGGGGAGCACUCAGAGAAUCUGCCCGCUUGUUCAGAGCUGGGAGAGCAGGAGAUGAGAAGGGAAGGGCAGGAUCAUGUAAACCGCCGGGACGGGUCUGAGACCUCCAGCAUAAAUCCAUCCUCAGGUCAACAAGUAGAGUCUGUCCAUCAAUGCCGCAACUUAACCUUGCUGCCCCUAGACUUUUGGAGGGCCCCAGGAAGCGAGAGGGAGGGCUGUACCCAAAGCUCCCAGCCGCAGCCUCAACCUCUCCCUGCCGCUGCGGCUUUGCCGUACCAGAGCUCCAUGAAAGUCCCUGACCAAAGCUCAGCUAAUAAGCCGGGGCCUCCACAGACUCUAGCAGCAUCACCGGUAGAGCCCUCUGCAGAGAGGAAGGGCUGUGACUAUCCAAGGUCUCCCACUCAACAUCCAGUGCAGACCCCUCCUCAAAUUCACUCCCCGGCUCCUCCCUGCACCAUCCCUCGGCUGCAGCCACCUUCCACUGCUGUUCAGUACUGGUCAUCGUGGAGCCUGGACAGUCCGGAUAGUGUUAUUAUGGCGUUUUGCACUUCACCCAGCCGCCAGUUCUACUCCAGUUCCAGCAUGCCUGGGUGUCCUUCUUCCUCUCAGCUAGUGGUUGAUCCACCAGAUCCCUCCAUAGAGGGAAAGUCCCAGGCUGAAAACUCCAAUUCUUCCGGUAAUAUUCAGCCUGCCACUAACUUAUGGCGUGAUGUCACUGACUCACCGGAUACGGAGCUGGAAGUCCUCCACCAGACGAGCAGAGAGAACACUCCAUACCCUCUGGAGCCCAUGCAGAACAUCUUUUCACCGUCUGGAGCAACAUCAGUUCCUGCAGCUGGUGAGAUGCUCUUGCCUGGGAAGCUCAUUGGUGGACGUUCCAAAACCCCUACCGCCGAGAUAGAGAAGAGUGUGUACCAGGCCCUUGGCUGUGGAUCCUCUCUGGUCUCCUCUCACAGGUUUACUCCUGCUUCUAACCAUGAGCUACAGCCAAUGGAGUCGUGUGGUGUGGACGACCUGGGAGAGGAGCAUGCUACUGCUGCGCAGGAUGAAGGACGAGGCGAAACGCAGCUGUACAGUGUGGAGAACAUGCGUCGCGUUGCCCGCAGCUUGAGCAGUACGGUCAUCGGAAGACGCCAGGAGGACCUCAGGGUGUCCCGCAGCAUGGAGAUUCCCAGGAGGUCCAAGAGUUUCUGGCUCUGCCUGACCGGAGUGAAGCUCUCUCCGGUGAAGUCCACCACCGUGCCGCACUGAAGGACGAGACGCAGUGGAUGGCCAGUGGCAUACCGGCUCGCCCAUCCCAUCCAGGGCCUGCAGCUCUCCUGCCGCGAUCCAGCUGCCUGGACCUGCUACAGGCAGUGGCUCAACAGGAUCAGCAUGCUGU
Messenger RNA from Paramormyrops kingsleyae, 4715 nucleotides. Lineage: Eukaryota; Metazoa; Chordata; Actinopteri; Osteoglossiformes; Mormyridae. The record is from RefSeq and is a predicted model, not a curated record.